Sphenostylis stenocarpa is the source of this 582-nucleotide messenger RNA. The record is from the annotation of a GenBank genome assembly. NCBI's taxonomy places the organism in Eukaryota, Viridiplantae, Streptophyta, Magnoliopsida, Fabales, Fabaceae.
AUGUUCCUCUUCGACUGGUUCUAUGGCAUUCUAGCUUCCCUCGGCCUUUGGCAGAAAGAAGCCAAGAUUCUCUUCCUCGGUCUCGAUAAUGCCGGAAAGACUACCCUCCUUCACAUGCUCAAAGACGAGAGAUUAGUUCAGCACCAGCCAACCCAACACCCCACCUCGGAGGAAUUGAGCAUUGGGAAGAUCAAGUUUAAGGCUUUUGAUUUGGGGGGCCAUCAAGUUGCCCGUAGAGUCUGGAAAGACUAUUAUGCCAAGGUUGAUGCAGUAGUUUACCUGGUUGAUGCCUAUGACAAAGAGAGGUUUGCAGAGUCAAAGAAGGAGCUUGAUGCCUUGCUUUCGGAUGAAUCAUUGGCAAAUGUUCCAUUUCUUGUGCUAGGGAACAAGAUUGACAUUCCAUAUGCUGCAUCAGAAGAAGAGCUACGAUAUCAUCUGGGCCUGACCAAUUUCACUACAGGGAAGGGGAAGGUCAACCUUUCAGAGUCCAACCUUCGGCCUCUCGAAGUGUUCAUGUGCAGCAUUGUCCGCAAAAUGGGAUAUGGAGAUGGCUUCCAGUGGGUCUCUCAAUAUAUUAAGUAG